AUGAAACCGGUGCUGUCGGUAUUACUUAUCUUUUUACUUGUCAUUGUUGUGGUUCAUUAUUCAUCGGCAUCCAUCAACCAUAUUAACAAACGCUAUUAUUACGACACAUGGGAUACGAAUAAUGAUGUUAGCAGCAAUGGAUAUGAUGAAUCUAUUAAAAUCUUUCCUUUCCGUCAAAAAAGUUAUAAAAAAGAUGAUCCAUGUGCAAAUAAACCAUUAUGGUAUUUGAAAUAUCAAGCACGUCUUGGUAAAUUAUCACCAUUCUAUGAUUGUCUUAGUAUACAUGGUUUAUAA
This is a messenger RNA of Adineta steineri, 294 nucleotides long. The record is from the annotation of a GenBank genome assembly. Lineage: Eukaryota; Metazoa; Rotifera; Eurotatoria; Adinetida; Adinetidae.